AUGUCUACCAAGAAAGACUACGCAUCACUCUCAGUUGCAGCACACAAGGAAUGGCGCGGCAAGAUCGAGACCGUCGUUCGCUGCCAAGUUGAAGACAAAGAAGAUCUCUCCGUCGCAUACUCACCAGGCGUUGCACAGCCAUGCCUCGAGAUCCAGAAGAACGUUAACCUCUCAUACAACCUCACACGCCGCUGGAACACAGUUGCUGUCAUUACCGAUGGUACCGCAGUUCUCGGCUUAGGCGACAUCGGACCAGAAGCCGGCAUGCCAGUCAUGGAAGGCAAGGCUUUACUCUUCAAGCGUUUCGGUGAUGUCGAUGCCAUCCCACUCUGCGUCCGCUCCAAGAACGUCGACGACAUUGUCCAAGUUGUCUCACUCCUCGCAGGCUCCUUCGGUGGUGUCAACCUCGAAGACAUCUCAGCACCACGCUGCUUCGAAAUCGAGAAGCGUCUCCAAGAGAUCUGCGACAUCCCAAUCUUCCACGAUGACCAGCACGGCACAGCCAUCGUCACACUCGCCGCACUCCUCAACGCACUCAAGCUUGUCGGCAAGAAGAUCGAAGAGAUCAAGGUUGUCACAAGUGGUGCAGGCGCAGCAGGUAUCGCCAUCAUCAAGCUCCUCAUCGCAGUCGGUGUCAAUCCAAAGAAUGUCAUCCUCACAGACAGACAAGGUGCCAUCUACAAAGGCCGCUCCGGCUUGAACGACAUCAAAGUUGAGAUGGCGGAGAUCACAAACUCAGACCUCAAGAAGGGCACACUCGCCGAAGUCAUCAAGGGUGCCGAUGUUUUCAUCGGUGUUUCUGCACCAAAGACACUUACACAGGAGAUGGUCAAGUCAAUGGCCGAAAAGCCAAUUGUCUUCCCAAUGGCAAACCCAAUCCCAGAGAUCAUGCCAGAUGAAGCUAAGGCAGCUGGUGCCGCCGUUGUUGGCACAGGCCGUUCAGACUUCCCUAACCAAAUCAACAACGUUCUCGCAUUCCCAGCUCUCUUCCGUGGUGCACUCGAUGUCCGCGCAUCACGCAUCACAAACGAGAUGAACAUCGCCGCAGCACGCGCAAUUGCUUCACUCGUCUCAGACGAAGAACUCAGUGCAGACUACAUCCUUCCUAACCCAUUCGACAAGCGCAUCAAGGAGACCGUCUCUAAGGCAGUUGCAGAAGCUGCCAUCAAGUCAGGUGUCGCACGCAUCAACCAGUGA
Molecule: messenger RNA, 1197 nt
Organism: Trichomonas vaginalis G3
Lineage: Eukaryota; Parabasalia; Trichomonadida; Trichomonadidae
Product: malic enzyme
Exons: 1
Coding region: 1-1197 (398 amino acids)
Molecular function (GO): NAD binding; malate dehydrogenase (decarboxylating) (NAD+) activity
Source: RefSeq, a predicted model, not a curated record